AUGACUGAUGAUUUGCUGGAUAAGUUUGAAGUAGUUGCGGAUGAGUCCGGCCAGGAAUUCGUAAAGCUUGUUUUUACCGACGACAAUAAUGAGCCUACCGGUUAUGCUCUUGUUACUCCUGAGGAUGCUAAAAAGAUUCUUUCAGGUGAAGCAACUCUACAAAGUACAGUUGACUCUGAGGGAAAACAAAUAAUCACCUUAGCGCCUGUCAUUCAAAGUGAUCAACCUAAGCCUAACGAGGACUCGAACUUAGAUGGAGUAUUGGCUGUUGAUAACCUUGAUGAAGCUAUUGAAUCUGACUCUAAACAAGAUAUGCUUUCACCCAUUAAACAAGCAUCUAAAGAUGUCCCAAGAUCUGAAACAAAUUUAAUUUCUAUGGGCCCCUCAGCUGGUGUCGACAACCAGGAUGCAGCCCCUGAAGGCGUUGAACAAUAUACAAUAAGCGAAGAAACCGUAAUUAUCAACGGGAUUCAUAUGCAGCUCGUUACCUUGAUUGAUUCACAAGGUAAUGUCAUUGAUCAGAAACGAGGAAGACCUGGCGAGGAGGUCGCGAUAGAAAUGCAUGGUCAAGCUUUUAUGUACCAGAUGCAAGGACCAUUGGAGGGGGGUGAACAGCUAACGUCUACUUUGUACGUCUCGUCUGGAGAGCCAGACGACCAGGUGCCAGCUGACGUCACUCAGCAUACUCCUGAAGGCUGGUCUGAUCUAAAGGAUAGCACAGAUGAUAUUGGUGUCCCAACUCAUCCUAUUCCUGAGGGUGACCCUGCUUCUGUCGCCGAAGCCGCAGGCCAACAAUAUACGCUUACUGAAGCAAUGGCUAUAGUUGACGGAGAGGCUAUGCAAACCGUUAUUUUGGAGGAUAGUCAAGGCAACGUUUUAGACCAGAAGCAAGGCCGACGCGGAGAUCGUGCUAUGAUUAGUAUUCAUGGACACUCACUUGAAUACGUUUUUCUUGGACCUACUGAGACUGGAGAGGCUAUAACAACCACCCUGGUUGUAACCACUGAUUCUGAUAUUGGUCCGGAUAGUGAGUCAGCUUUAUCUUCUCUUGAUGCGCCAGCUACAGCCCUAGGUGCACCACGUACCGAAGUUUCAGAAGCUGAGACACCUUCAGGUGCUGCGGCCUCUACUUGGGUGCCAGCUGGACUCGAUGUCAACUUUUACACUGCUCUACGCCGUCAAGUCGAGGCCAUGGUCUCGAACAGGUUUAGUCGGCCUGACGCACCUGUCUAUGCCCCAGAGCAUGUAUAUCAUCCCCGCCUGGGUUCCCGACAAGCGCAUUUAGAGAUGCUGCAACUAGUUGCAAGUUAUCGUCCUGGUUUAGCAAACAGGGAGUCUCUGGAGCGGUACGAGGUACUUCGUGGUUAUGCUAGGAUUUAUAGGCCUUCAGGACCACAUUCGCGUGCACUAACACGAAAUGAGGUUUGUCGCUUUUAUUGA
Protopolystoma xenopodis is the source of this 1440-nucleotide messenger RNA. Lineage: Eukaryota; Metazoa; Platyhelminthes; Monogenea; Polystomatidea; Polystomatidae. The record is from the annotation of a GenBank genome assembly.